Molecule: messenger RNA, 372 nt
Organism: Williopsis jadinii
Lineage: Eukaryota; Fungi; Ascomycota; Saccharomycetes; Phaffomycetales; Wickerhamomycetaceae
Gene: RPA12
Product: DNA-directed RNA polymerase I core subunit RPA12
Exons: 1
Coding region: 1-372 (123 amino acids)
Biological process (GO): DNA-templated transcription; termination of RNA polymerase I transcription
Cellular component (GO): RNA polymerase I complex
Molecular function (GO): nucleic acid binding; DNA-directed RNA polymerase activity; zinc ion binding
Source: RefSeq, a predicted model, not a curated record
AUGAGCGUCGUUGGUAGUUUGAUCUUCUGCGUGGACUGUGGUAAUCUCCUGGACUCCUCCAACAGCCAGAAACGUAUCAGCUGUACCGAUUGUCAACGCUCAUACGACUCGUCCAGUUUCGCCAACCUCAAGGUUGUGACCCGUUCCAGUGACGAUGCCUUCCCAUCGGCACUCCGGUUGAAGAAGUCCGUCGUCAAGACCGUGCUGAAGAGCAGCGAGCUCGAGGAGGGAGCCACGAUCAAGGAGAAGUGUCCGCAAUGUGGCAACGAGGAGAUGCAAUACCACACAUUACAACUGCGUUCAGCUGACGAAGGUGCCACUGUCUUCUACACGUGCACCGGGUGUGGCUACAGAUUUAGAACCAAUAACUGA